UGCUUGGUUGGCAUGUGGUUCGGUCGUAAUCAGAAAUCUAUUGGCACCACCAAAGAAUUAUAAUUUGCUUCACAAAUCAUUCUUUUAAACUCCUAACACACAGCUUGUUUUUAUAUCAGAUGUUAAAGUUUAAAAUACUAGGGUCGAAUAAGGAAAAUGUGUAGCGUGCUUACAUAACCUUUCCAUAGACUGAAGAUGGUAAAAUUGUGCAAACGGUUACUGGCCUCAUUCUUUAGGUUAGAACAGUAUAUGUUAAAUCUAGCAUCUGACGAACAUUUUCUCUCAUCAGUAACAAAUGAUGAGGAUAGCUCUGAUGCAGAUGAUGACCAUGAAUUGGAUGAGUCAGAUGAAGAUGAUGAUGUUGAAGGGGAAUCAGGAAGUGAAGACAGUGGUGCUUCAUCUCUGGGAAAGGAAACUACUACAAAAGAUGAAGAUUAUGAAUCUGAUAGUGACUACAGUGAAUAUGGUAGUGAAGAGAUUGAUCAGGAGGAAGAGAGAAGUGCUGAAGGUUUGGAGGGAAGUGAGGUGUCAUAUGAGGAUGAGGUGAAAGAGUCUGAUCAACUAAAACUCUUAUUCAAAAUGAAACGAACCUGUUCCUCAAAAAUUAAGAAGUCUAAUACAGAAAAUUCAAGCAACAUUUCACAGAUUACUAGUAAAAAUAAAAUAUUUAACAAGGAAAGGCAGGUGGAUGAGAAUGAAACAACUAAACAAAUAGAUGAUGAAUAUAAGAGUGAUUCAUCAGAUGAAGAGGACAUUCGCAGCACAGUAGGUAACAUUCCUAUGAAUUGGUAUGAUGACUAUACACAUCUAGGAUAUGACUGGGAUGCCAAGAAAGUUAUGAAACCUCUAAAGCAAGAUGAACUUGACAGUUUCCUUAAAAGAAUGGAGGAUCCUAAUUUCUGGCGCACUGUCAGAGAUCCCCAGACUGGUCAGGAUGUUGUGUUAUGUGAUGCAGAUGUGGAUAUAAUUCAGCGACUUCAGGCACAGAAAAUCCCAGAUGCAAACUUUGAUGAUGCAGCACCUUGGGUAGAAUGGUUUACAUCAGAAGUCAUGAAGACUCCAAUUGUUCGAGUUCCUGAUCACAAACGAUCAUUCUUGCCAAGCAGGGUUGAGGCAAGGAAGGUAGCAAAGAUGGUACAUGCAAUAAAGAUGGGUUGGAUGAAACCUCAGGAGGAGAAGAAAGAGAGUCACGAACCUAAAUUUUUCAUGUUGUGGCAAACAGAUGAAGGAGUGGAGCAUAUGAGACGCAUUCAAAACCAUAUUCCUGCUCCAAAACGUCAUCUUCCAGGUCAUGCUGAGUCGUAUAACCCUCCACCUGAAUACCUCUUUGAUAAGAGAGAGCUUAAGGAGUGGAACAAACUGAGAACAGCACCAUGGAAGAGGAAACUUCACUUUGUUCCCCAGAAAUACAACUCCUUACGUUCAGUUCCAGCAUAUGAUCGUUUUGUCAAUGAGAGAUUUCAACGUUGUCUUGAUUUAUACCUGUGUCCCAGAGCCAGAAAAAUGAGGUUGACUAUUGAACCUGAGGAUUUAUUGCCUCAGUUGCCAAACCCCAAGGAUCUGCAGCCAUUCCCAACUGUUAUGUCCAUGGUCUAUGAGGGUCAUACAGAUAUGGUUCGUUCCAUAGCUGUUGAACCUAAAGGGCAAUAUAUGGUCUCUGGAUCUGAUGAUCUAACUGUUAAAGUAUGGGAGAUAUCAACUGGACGUUGUGUUCGGACAAUUCCUGUAGGUGGCAUAGUGCGGUCAGUAAGUUGGUGUCCAAAUCAGGCUCUGUCACUAAUUGCUGUUGCAGCAGAUCGUAAAGUUCUGUUGGUUAACCCUGGAGUAGGGGACCAUUUGAUUUGUUCUAAGACAGACUCAUUACUGGAUGAAGCACCAGAACAGGAUGUUGUAGUGUCAGAAAGGGUUAAGACAGCUGUACAGUGGGAACAGGCCAGUGAGGACAUCUGGAAGAAUGGGAUUCGUAUCAUAAUCAGUCACUUCAAGGAAGUAAGACAGGUCACAUGGCAUGGGAAAGGUGACUAUUUUGCUACUGUAAUGCCUGAAGGACAAAAUCGCUCAGUAGUAAUUCAUCAGUUGUCAAAGCGACGAUCACAGGUACCAUUCAGCAAAUCGAAAGGUUUGGUGCAGUGUGUUCUGUUCCAUCCUGUACGCCCAUUCUUCUUUGUUGCAACACAGAAGAUUGUUCGGGUCUAUGACUUGGCUAAGCAGGAAUUAGUGAAAAAGUUACAUUCAAAUUCUAAGUGGAUUUCAUCUAUUGCCAUCCACCCAGGUGGAGACAACCUCUUGGUUGGAACAUAUGAUCGCAAGAUGUUGUGGUUUGAUCUAGACCUCUCAACCAAACCAUACCAAACAUUGCGUCUGCAUGGAACAGCAGUGAGAGGAGUAGCAUACCACAGGCAGUACCCACUGUUUGCAUCAGGGUCAGAUGAUCGUAGUCUUAUUGUUUGUCAUGGGAUGGUUUAUAAUGAUCUUCUUCAGAACCCACUGAUUGUACCACUCAAGAGGUUAAGCAACCAUGAGUCCUACAAUGAUUUCGGGAUAUUUGAUGUAAUUUUCCACCCAACACAACCUUGGGUUUUCUCCAGUGGAGCUGACAAAACCAUACGUCUCUACACAUGACACCAUAGUGACACGUAAUGUAAAAGGUAAUAACAAAUGGAAGGUCUGCAUACUAAUUAAGGUAUUGUCCCUUCUGUGAAAGAAUUUGUAAUUCCUUCUAUAAAAUAAAUUACAGUUUGGGCUAUUA
Messenger RNA from Zootermopsis nevadensis, 2749 nucleotides. Its product is annotated as ribosome biogenesis protein BOP1 homolog. The record is from RefSeq and is a predicted model, not a curated record. Gene Ontology annotation, cellular component: preribosome, large subunit precursor; PeBoW complex. Gene Ontology annotation, molecular function: protein binding; ribonucleoprotein complex binding. NCBI's taxonomy places the organism in Eukaryota, Metazoa, Arthropoda, Insecta, Blattodea, Termopsidae. Gene Ontology annotation, biological process: maturation of LSU-rRNA from tricistronic rRNA transcript (SSU-rRNA, 5.8S rRNA, LSU-rRNA); ribosome biogenesis.